AUGAAACUUGAUCUAGCUUCCGAGUCUCGGCAUGUAGAAUUGGAUGAAGCCUCUAGUUUGGCCUAUCGUGUGGCCUUACCCGUAGAAGUGGCUACUCUUCCGUCUGAAGGUGCUGAGCAGAUUAUUCCAGGAGGGGAUUCUCAAAAUGAUAGGUUUGAAGUGUUUGGCGGAUAUUAUGCGAUUCUUUCAUUCACAGUCAGCGCGGAUUACAUAACCGGACUGUUAUGUUAUCUGUCGGAUAAUGUUGCGUGUAACUGUGAUUAUCUGGUUGAAUAUGUUUCUUUUCUAAAGGUCGGUGACAACCUGAAAGUAGAAAAGUCUUCAUAG
Molecule: messenger RNA, 327 nt
Organism: Fasciola hepatica (liver fluke)
Lineage: Eukaryota; Metazoa; Platyhelminthes; Trematoda; Plagiorchiida; Fasciolidae
Source: the annotation of a GenBank genome assembly